AUGUCUCAAUUAGCCAAAGCCAUCCGCUGGCUAGGCAUGCCCACCUUCCUCGCAGCAAUAUCCUACACCUCCCCCGGCAAUCUCAUAGCCCUCACAACCCCUCUCAUAGCCACCCCAACCCUAAGCCUAGCAUACUGGCACCACCGCCAACCGAAGGAAAACCAAGUAGAUCUCGACACGCUAACCUAUCUCUACACUUUCACCGCCACCCUCGGCCUCGCGCUCAGUCUCUCAGCCCAACUCCUCCUCACGCCCGCGGUCUCCAGACUAUUGUUUGGAAAGGACUGGCGCGAUUACCUGCGCGCCUUCAUGCAAACGGAGAUAAAACCCGGCACCCCGGAAAUCGCAGCGGCGAAUUGGGCCUGGAUAGCCAGAUGGCAGCACUGGGUCUUCCUCGCCACGGUGCCCACAUUCCUCGCCGGCGGAGUCGAGGAGAUACUGAAAUACUGCGCCAUUGCUUUCCUGCGCCGCAAACAUCAAAAACAGCAGCCGCAGCAGCAGUCUCGUGAAAAGGACUCAUCGCGACGUCCACCCCACCCUUCAAAAUCCCACUACCUCCAAUACGCCCUCACGGCCUCCCUAGCCUACUGCACAAUGGAAAGUAUAGGCUUCAUCCGCACCAUGGACCGCCCCGACAUCAGCCCCGCCAAAGCCACCUUGAUGGUCUGCGAACGCAUCUUCAUAGGUGGUCUAGGCCACUGUCUCACUUCCUGUCUCCUGGCCGCCAACGCCGCGAGUCUGGGUGACUAUCGGGAGGGAGUUUGGGAUUGGUGGCGGAUCCUGCGGGAGCCGAUUUUGUUUCAUGGAGGGUUUAAUCUGGUGCUUUUUGCGUUGAGUGGGUGGAAUGGGAAUGUGGGGUGGGUGCAUCCGGAUAGUGUGUGGCAGAUUGUGCCGAUGUUGGGGGUUGUGGCGGGGAUUCAGGGGGUGCUGUUUUGGCGGUUCCGGCGGGUGUGGAGGAGUCUCGAAGCUGACGAGGUCGGGAAGUGA
Molecule: messenger RNA, 987 nt
Organism: Recurvomyces mirabilis
Lineage: Eukaryota; Fungi; Ascomycota; Dothideomycetes; Mycosphaerellales; Teratosphaeriaceae
Exons: 1
Coding region: 1-987 (328 amino acids)
Source: RefSeq, a predicted model, not a curated record